CCCGCGGCCCCGAGCGGCGCCUGCCCCAUUCAUCGCGGCUGUGACGGGCCGGGGCUCACCGGAGCGCCGACAGAGCGCCGGGAGCGAGUCCGGGGGCAGCGCCAGCGGUAGCGGGACAGCACUCGGACCCGCUAGGCGCCCGUGACAGGGCGGGUCGGAGCGCGGGCCGGUGCCGCCGGCGCGGGCGGAGCGGACAUGGCCACCAUGGAGAAGCUGACGAAGGCCUUCGAGUCGCUGCGCUCCUUCCAGCAGCAGCAGGGCCCCGCUGCCCUCCCCGAGGAGCCGCUCCAGAGACCAAAGAAAGAACUUGCAGCUACCAAGAAAGAUCGGGUGAAUCACUGUCUAACAAUAUGUGAAAACAUAGUUGCUCAGUCAUUAAGGAAUUCCCCAGAAUUUCAGAAGCUGCUGGGCAUUGCUAUGGAGCUCUUUCUCCUCUGCAGUGAGGAUGCAGAAUCUGAUGUCCGGAUGGUUGCAGAUGAAUGCCUUAAUAAAGUUAUUAAAGCUUUGAUGGAUUCCAAUCUUCCCAGGUUACAGUUAGAACUCUAUAAAGAGAUUAAAAAGAAUGGUGCUUCAAGAAGUCUGCGUGCUGCACUCUGGAGAUUUGCUGAGCUUGCCCAUCUAGUGCGGCCUCAGAAGUGCAGGCCAUACCUGGUGAACCUUUUGCCCUGUCUGACACGGAUCAGUAAGAGACCCGAGGAAUCGGUGCAGGAGACGCUGGCUGCAGCAAUACCCAAAAUCAUGGCAGCCUUUGGCAAUUUUGCAAAUGACAAUGAGAUUAAGGUUUUGUUGAAGGCUUUCAUAGCUAAUCUUAAGUCCAGUUCCCCCACUAUCCGUCGAACAGCUGCAGGAUCAGCAGUAAGCAUCUGCCAACAUUCACGAAGAACACAGUAUUUUUAUGCCUGGUUAUUGAAUGUGCUUUUAGGCUUGUUGGUUCCUGUAGAAGAUGAUCGUCCUACUCUUUUAAUUCUGGGUGUUUUACUUACACUAAGGUAUCUCAUACCUUUGUUGCAACAACAAGUAAAAGAUACCAGCCUGAAAGGCAGUUUUGGUGUAACAAGGAAAGAAACAGAGAUUUCACCUUCACCAGAACAACUUAUACAGGUUUAUGAACUGACUCUGCACUAUACCCAGCAUCAGGACCAUAACGUUGUGACUGGAGCUUUAGAAUUGCUGCAGCAGCUCUUUAGAACUCCCCCCCCUGAACUGCUCCAUGCCCUGACUGCCUGUGGGGGCAUUGCUCAGGUCAGUGUAUCCAAAGAUGAACCUGCCAGCAGGAGCCGCAGCGGGAGCAUUGUGGAACUUAUAGCUGGAGGGGGGUCUUCAUGCAGCCCUGUUCUUGCAAGAAAGCAUAAAGGUAAAGUACUUCUUGGUGAAGAAGAAGGCUUGGAUGAUGAUUCUGAAACCCGAUCUGAUGUCAGCUCUGCAUCAUUUGCAGCUUCUGUGAAGGGUGAGAUAACCAGUGAGCUGGCUUCUUCCUCAGGAGUGUCGACAGCUGGCUCGGUGGGGAGCUCAGCUGCGGACGCCACGGGCCACGACAUCAUCACGGAGCAGCCGCGCUCGCAGCACACGCUGCAGUCGGAGCCCGUGGAGCUGCCCAGCUGUGAGCUGACCAGUGCAGCUGCUGACGGGGAGGAGGAGGAAAUGCUCAGUCGAAGCUCCAGCCAGAUCAGUGCUGUCCAGUCAGAUGCCACUAUGGAUUUGAAUGAUGGCACGCAGGCUUCCUCACCAAUUAGUGAUAGCUCUCAGACCACUACAGAAGGUCCAGACUCUGCUGUAACCCCUUCAGACAGCUCUGAAAUUGUUUUGGAGGGUGCUGAAGGACAGUAUUCUGGAAUGCAGAUUGGGCAGCUGCAGGAUGAGGAAGAUGAAGCUGCAAAUAUUCUCCAAGAUGAUUCGUCAGAGUCCUUCAGAAAUUCUUCUCUUGCUCUUCAACAGUCUCACCUGCUGAAAACCAUGAGCCAUAGCAGGCAGCCCUCUGAUAGCAGCGUGGAUCGAUUUACAUCCAAAGAGGAUGCAGCAGAUGCUGGUGAACAUGAGAACAAGCCCUCCAGGGUAAAGGGGGACAUCGGGCACUACACUGACAGAGACUGUGCUCCUUUGGUGCACUGCGUCAGGCUGCUCUCGGCCUCCUUCCUGCUCACUGGGGACAAAGGAGCUUUAGUUCCUGAUAGAGAUGUGAGAGUCAGUGUAAAAGCCUUGGCAGUAAGUUGUGUUGGAGCAGCUGUUGCACUUCACCCUGAGUCUUUCUUCAGCAAACUGUAUAAAACACCUCUGGAGGCAAUGGGAGAAGAGUAUGAGGAGCAAUAUGUGUCGGACGUUCUGAACUAUAUUGACCAUGGGGAUCCCCAGAUCAGAGGAGCUACUGCCAUUCUCUGUGGAACAAUUGUCAACUCCAUUCUGAUUAAAUCCCGCUUUGAUGUGGAAAAAUGGCUAAUAAAUGUCAGAAGCUCAACAGGAAAUCUCUUUUCCUUAAUAGACUGCAUACCUCUGUUACAGAAAACAUUGAAAGAUGAGUCCUCUGUUACAUGCAAACUGGCUUGUACAGCUGUGAGGCAUUGCAUCAUGAGCUUAUGCAGCAGCAGUUACAGUGAGCUAGGUUUGCAAUUGAUUGUUGACCUCCUUGCUCUGAAGAACAGCUCAUAUUGGCUUGUAAGGACAGAACUUCUGGAAACACUUGCAGAGGUGGAUUUUCGGCUAGUCAACUUCUUGGAAGGAAAAACUGAGAGCUUGCACAGAGGUAUUCAUCAUUAUACUGGUCUAUUAAAGCUUCAGGAGAGAGUACUUGAAAAUGUUGUAAUAAGUCUGCUUGGAGAUGAAGAUCCAAGAGUGAGACAUGUGGCUGCAGCUUCUUUAACGAGGCUUGUUCCAAAGCUGUUUUAUAACUGUGAUCAAGGACAGGCUGACCCAGUGGUGGCAGUGGCACGAGACCAAAGCAGUGUCUACCUGAAACUCCUCAUGCACGAAACACAGCCCCCAUCUCACUUUGCAGUGAGCACUAUCACCAGAGCAUACAGAGGUUACAAUAUGCUGCAAAGUCCAACAGAUGUCACUAUGGAAAACAACCUUUCAAGGGUUAUUGCAGCAAUUUCCCAUGCGCUGACAAUAUCCACUACAAGAGCACUUACAUUUGGCUGCUGUGAAGCUUUGUGUCUUCUCUCCACAACAUUUCCAGUGUGCACUUGGAGUGUGGGAUGGCACUGUGGUGUUUCCCAGCCAAGUUCUUCAGAUGAAGCUCAGAAGGGCUGCACCAUUGGUAUGGCUGGCUUGGUCCUGUCUCUGCUUUCAUCAGCUUGGUUCCCACUGGACCUCUCAGCACAUCAGGAUGCUUUGAUUUUGACUGGAAACUUGCUUGCAGCAAGUGCUCCCAAGUGCUUAAAGAAUCCCUGGAGUGCUGAAGAAGAUGCAAACCAAGGUGCUGCAAAGCAGGAGGAGCCCUGGCCAGCUCUGUCAGAUCGAGCUCUGGUCACUUUAGUAGAACAGCUCUUUUCUCAUCUGCUGAAGGUCAUCAAUAUUUGUGCACAUGUGAUGGAUGAUGUUGCUCCUGGUCCAGCAGUAAAGGCAGCAUUACCUUCUCUCACAAACCCACCUUCUCUUAGUCCGAUUCGGAGAAAGGGGAAGGAGAGGGAGUCUGUGGAGCAGGCAUCUGUGCCCAUGAGCCCUAAGAAGAGUGGUGAAGCAAGUCCAGCUUCUAGGCAAACUGAUGCUACAGGACCUGUUCCUAUAAGUAAAUCAUCUUCAGUAGGAAGCUUUUAUCAUCUUCCAUCAUACCUGAAGUUAUAUGAUGUCUUGAAAGCAACCCAUGCUAAUUAUAAGGUUACUUUGGAUCUCCAGAACACAAAUGAGAAGUUUGGAUGUUUCUUGCGGUCUGCCUUAGAUGUUCUCUCUCAAAUCUUGGAACUUGCUACUCUUCAGGACAUUGGAAAGUGUGUAGAAGAAAUUUUGGGAUAUCUAAAAUCAUGUUUCAACAGAGAACCAACAAUGGCAACAGUGUGUGUACAGCAGUUAUUGAAAACAUUGUUUGGGACAAAUCUGGCUUCUCAGUAUGAUGGCUCAUCUUCAAACCCCAACAAAGCUCAAGGCAAAGCUCAGCGCUUGGGUUCCUCCAACCUCAGGCCUGGCCUCUACCACUAUUGCUUCAUGGCACCCUACACACACUUCACACAGGCCCUUGCUGAUGCCAGUCUGAGGAACAUGGUGCAGGCUGAGCAGGAGCACGAUGCUUCAGGAUGGUUUGAUGUGCUGCAGAAAGUUUCUACACAGCUGAAAACUAGCAUUUCCAGUGCAGCAAAACAUCGUGCUGAUAAGAAUGCUAUUCACAAUCACAUUCGUUUAUUUGAACCCCUUGUCAUAAAAGCAUUGAAACAAUACACAACAACAACAUCGGUACAGCUGCAGAGACAAGUUCUAGACUUGCUUGCUCAACUGGUUCAGCUGCGAGUUAACUACUGUCUUCUGGAUUCAGAUCAGGUGUUUAUUGGAUUUGUGCUAAAGCAGUUUGAAUACAUUGAAGUAGGACAGUUCAGGGAGUCUGAAGCAAUUAUUCCUAAUAUCUUCUUUUUCCUGGUGUUGCUGUCUUAUGAGCGAUAUCAUUCCAAACAAAUAAUUGGAAUUCCCAAGAUCAUUCAGCUGUGUGAUGGUAUCAUGGCCAGUGGGAGGAAAGCUGUUACACAUGCAAUACCAGCUCUGCAACCGAUUGUUCAUGAUCUCUUUGUGUUAAGAGGAACAAAUAAAGCUGAUGCUGGAAAAGAGCUGGAAACUCAGAAGGAGGUUGUAGUGUCAAUGCUGCUGAGACUUAUCCAGUACCAUCAGGUGCUAGAAAUGUUCAUCUUGGUAUUACAGCAGUGUCAUAAAGAAAAUGAAGACAAAUGGAAGAGAUUGUCUCGGCAAAUAGCUGACAUCAUUCUCCCAAUGCUUGCAAAACAACAGAUGCAUAUAGACUCUCAUGAUGCUUUGGGAGUACUGAACACUUUGUUUGAAAUUUUGGCCCCUUCAUCCCUUCGCCCUGUGGACAUGCUUUUAAGGAGCAUGUUUGUUACUCCUAAAACAAUGGCAUCAGUGAGCACUGUCCAGCUGUGGAUUUCUGGAAUUUUAGCUAUCCUUAGAGUUCUGAUUUCACAGUCAACAGAAGACAUCGUUCUGUCCCGCAUACAAGAGCUUUCCUUCUCACCAUACUUGAUUUCAUGUCAAGUAAUCAACAGGCUGAGAUGUGGAGAAAAUAACAUGUCCACACCAGAGGAUCGCACUGAGGUCAAACAGGUGAAACACCCACCUGAAGAGACAUUUUCCAGAUUCUUACUACAACUGGUUGGCAUUCUACUGGAAGAUAUUGUCACCAAGCAAUUAAAAGUGGACAUGAAUGAGCAGCAGCACACUUUCUACUGCCAGGAGCUGGGAACACUGCUUAUGUGCUUAAUACACAUCUUCAAAUCAGGGAUGUUUAGAAGAAUCACAGCUGCAGCCACCAGACUUUUUACAGGAGAUGGAUCUGAUGGUAGUUUCUACACACUUGAAAGUCUGAGUGACCUUGUUCAGUCCAUGAUUCCCACUCAUCCUUCUUUAGUUCUCCUCUGGUGUCACAUUUUGCUUCUUGUCAAUUAUACCAACUACAACUGGUGGUCAGAAGUGCAUCAAACCCCAAAGAGACACAGCCUUUCUACUACAAAAUUGCUGAGCCCUCAUAUAUCUGGAGACAGUGAUGAAUCUGACCUGGAAUCCAAGCGUGGCAUGUGCAAUCGUGAGAUAGUGAGAAGAGGAGCACUCAUUCUCUUCUGUGACUAUGUUUGUCAAAACCUACAUGAUUCGGAACACCUGACCUGGCUUAUUGUGAAUCAUGUUCAAGACUUGAUUCAUCUGUCCCAUGAGCCUCCAGUGCAAGAUUUUAUCAGUGCUGUUCACAGGAAUUCAGCAGCCAGUGGUCUCUUCAUCCAGGCCAUUCAGUCACGCUGUGAGAAUCUUGCAGCUCCCACAACCCUGAAGAAGACCUUGCAGUGCUUGGAGGGAAUCCACCUGAGCCAGUCGGGGGCAGUGCUGACGCUGUACGUGGACAAGCUGCUGUGCACGCCCUUCCGCGUGCUGGCGCGCAUGGUGGACACCCUGGCCUGCCGCCGCGUGGAGAUGCUGCUGGCAGCAACUCUGCAGAAUAGCAUUGCUCAGUUACCAGUUGAAGAACUGGAUAGGAUUCAGGAGUACCUUCAAAACAGUGGAUUAGCAGCAAGACACCAAAGACUCUACUCACUCCUGGAUAGAUUUCGUCUCAUGGUAGCUCCAGACACAACCAGUCCCUCACCUCUGGUCACCUCACACCCACUGGAUGGAGAAGAUCAACCACCUUUAGAGAAUGUAGUUCUAGACAAAGACUGGUAUGUGUCCCUAGUGCGGUCACAGUGUUACAUCAGGUCUGACUCAGCACUUCUGGAAGGAGCAGAGCUGGUAAAUAGGAUUCCUCAGCCUGACCUCAACUCCUUCAUGACCAGCAAGGAAUUCAACCUAAGCUUGUUAGCACCUUGUUUAAGCCUUGGCAUGAAUGAGAUCUCAAGGGAGCAGAAGAGCAGCCUCUUUGAAACAGCUCGGAGGGUAACUCUGGACCAUGUGUCUUCUGCUGUACAAAACCUUCCAGCCAACCACCAGGUUUUCCAGCCACUAUUGCCAACUGAGCCAUCAGCCUACUGGAAAAAACUAAGCGACAUCUUUGGAGAUGAGGUGAUGUAUCAGUCUGUGAUGACACUUUGUCGUGCACUGGCUCAGUAUUUGUUGUUACUCUCAAAACUACCAGCUGGUCUCCGUGUUCCUCCUGACAAAGAGGGUGACAUCCUGAAAUUCGUAGUGAUGUCAGUAGAGGCACUAUCAUGGCAUUUAGUGCAUGACCAGAUUCCAUUAAGUGUAGAUCUUCAAGCUGGUCUGGAUUGUUGCUGUCUGACACUACAGCAGCCUAGUCUCUGGAAUUUGCUGUCUUCUGCAGCUCAUGUGACAUAUGCUUGCUCCUUAAUUAACUGCAUUAGAUUCAUCAUAGAAGCAGUUGCUGUGGAACCUGGUAAUCAACUUCUGAGUCCUGAAAGAAAGAAUACUUCAAAACCUUUAAGUGAGGGGGAAAGUGAUUCAAAUGUACAGAAAACAAAACACAUAAUUGCAGCAUGUGAAAUGAUAGCUGAGAUGGUGGAAUGCUUGCAGACUGUCUUAUCACUGGGGCACAAAAGAAACAGCAGCAUCCCUGCAUUUCUCACUCCUGUCCUCAAGAACAUCAUCAUCAGUUUAGCAAGGCUGCCUCUAGUGAACAGCUACACCAGAGUACCUCCCUUGGUCUGGAAAUUAGGCUGGUCACCAAAGCCUUCAGGUGACUUUGGCACAGUUUUUCCUGAAAUCCCAGUAGAAUUUCUUCAAGAAAAGGAAAUCUUUAAGGAGUUCAUCUACCGCAUUAAUACACUUGGGUGGAUCAGCCGUACUCAGUUUGAAGAGACUUGGGCUACUUUGCUUGGUGUGCUUGUAACUCAGCCCAUUGUAAUGGACCAGGAGGAAAACCAGCAAGAGGAGGAUACAGAGAGGACCCAGAUCAAUGUUCUGGCAGUGCAAGCCAUAACCUCCCUGGUGCUGAGUGCCAUGACCAUCCCUGUUGCAGGCAAUCCAGCAGUCAGCUGCUUGGAGCAGCAGCCCCGCAACAAAGCUUUAAAAGCUCUGGACACAAGGUUUGGGAGGAAGCUAAGUGUUAUCAGGGGAAUUGUUGAACAGGAAAUCCAGGCAAUGGUGUCUAAGAGAGAUAAUAUUGCUACUCAUCAUUUAUACCAAGCCUGGGACCCUGUUCCAUCACUUUCUCCUGCUACUACAGGUGCUCUUAUCAGCCAUGAAAAACUCUUACUGCAGAUCAAUACUGAACGAGAAAUAGGAGAUAUGGAUUAUAAAUUGGGACAGGUCUCUAUACACUCUAUAUGGUUAGGAAAUAAUAUCACUCCACUGAGAGAAGAAGAGUGGGGUGAGGAUGAAGAAGAUGAGAACGAUGUACCUGCUCCUUCCUCACCACCUACCUCUCCUAUCAACACUAGGAAACACCGAGCUGGUGUGGAUAUCCAUUCUUGUUCUCAGUUCCUGCUUGAGCUGUACAGUCAGUGGAUAUUGCCAUCCAACCCCAGCAAGAGAACACCAGUGAUUCUGAUCAGUGAAGUGGUGCGAUCACUUCUGGCAGUGUCAGACUUAUUUACAGAAAGGAAUCAGUUUGAGAUGAUGUACACAACACUGACAGAGUUGAGAAAGGUGCAUCCGUCUGAAGAUGAGAUUCUUGUACAGUAUUUGAUACCAGCUACUUGUAAAGCUGCUGCUGUUCUUGGAAUGGAUAAAGCUGUGGCUGAACCAGUAAGUCGACUGCUGGAAUCAACCCUGAGGAGCACCCACAUGCCAAGUCGGAUUGGAGCCCUGCAUGGAAUUCUUUAUAUCCUUGAGUGUGACUUGCUGGAUGAGACAGCAAAGCAGCUCAUUCCAAUUAUCAGCGAGUAUCUGCUCUCCAAUCUGAGAGGAGUAGCACAUUGUGUGAAUAUCCAUAACCAAGAGCACAUUUUGGUCAUGUGUGCAGCUGCUUUCUAUUUGAUUGAGAAUUACCCACUUGAUGUAGGGCCUGAAUUCUCUGCAGGAAUUAUACAGAUGUGUGGAGUCAUGGUGUCUGGAAGUGAUGAAUCAACACCAUCCAUUAUUUAUCACUGUGUCCUGAGAGGAUUGGAACGACUCCUUCUUUCAGAGCAGCUUUCCAGGCUGGACAGUGAGUCCCUGGUUAAGCUGAGUGUUGACAGGGUGAAUGUGCAGAGCCCCCACAGAGCAAUGGCAGCCCUGGGAUUGAUGCUGACUUGCAUGUACACAGGAAAGGAAAAAAUCAGCCCCAGCCGUAUCCCAGAUGCAAAUCCUGGUGCUCCUGACAGUGAAUCUGUGAUUGUUGCCAUGGAACGAGUAUCUGUCCUUUUUGAUAGGAUCAGGAAGGGAUUUCCCUUUGAAGCUCGAGUAGUGGCUCGGAUUCUUCCACAGUUCCUUGAUGAUUUUUUCCCCCCACAAGAUGUAAUGAACAAAGUCAUUGGGGAAUUUCUGUCCAAUCAGCAGCCAUACCCACAAUUCAUGGCAACAGUAGUUUAUAAGGUGUUCCAGACACUGCAUAGCACUGGACAAUCCUCCAUGGUCCGUGACUGGGUGAUGCUCUCUCUCUCCAAUUUCACACAAAGAACACCUGUGGCAAUGGCAAUGUGGAGUCUUUCCUGUUUUUUUGUCAGUGCUUCCACCAGUCAAUGGAUUUCAGCAAUUCUUCCACAUAUUAUCAGCAGAAUGGGGAAAUCAGAGCAAGUGGAUGUUAACAUCUUCUGUUUGGUGGCUAUAGACUUCUACCGGCACCAGAUCGAUGAGGAGCUGGAUCGGAGAGCCUUCCAGUCGGUGUUUGAGGUGGUGGCAUCGCCUGGAACCCCAUACCACCGCCUCCUGACCUGUUUGCAAAAUGUCCACAAGGUCACAGCAUGCUGAACAUCCUGAUGUGUAGUGGAACUGCAUGACUAGUGUUGGAAUAUGAGUUAUGAGGAAUGCAAGAUGAAGAAAAUACCUGGGGUUGCAUUUGUGAUAAAUACGGACCUGUCAGUUUUCCUUCCAGCAUGCAUGGACAAGUGCUCUGCAGCACUGGAAAUCACCUGAGAGUCAAGUGUAGUUGUUGUUGACACCAAACACCUCUAAGUGGAAUGAAGUAUGUCAGUGUUUUUCAAGUGGUGGUGGGGACUAAAGAAGCCACACAUCCAAGCUGUAAAAUAUGAGCUAGUACCACAUGCAAGGUAUUUGGUAUUCCUCUUCUUCCCAAUAUGCAGCUGAAGCCACUGUGGUGCAGCAGUAAAGCACUGACAGACUGUUAUUGCAACAUGCAGUCAUUAGCCAACUUCAUAGUUUUAUGUACCUGUAUAUACUGUUGUGUAGUACAGAAUAGAAUUUGUUUCCUAAUGUCUCUCCCAAACAAGGAAAAGAGAAAAUGGCUUUUAUGAUUUACACUUCCAGCAUGUAAUUUCUCUCUCUGGAUUUUCUGAUAUCCAGUGGUGUAUGUGUUGGUGAUACCAGAGAUAUAGUGCACAUACGUAACCACACGUUAUUCUUUUUUCUUCUCAGGUUUUCAAAUUUGAGUACAGUAUAUCAGUGAAAGAAAUUUUAACUUAAAUAUUUCUAUAUUAUGUACAGUAUGUAAAAUUGUAAGAUGUGUGGUGCAUGAGCUGUGCUGUAAUUGGAGAUGAACAAAAGCCAUGCUACUGAAUGUCUUGACAUCUGUAUUGUCCUCAUUUUUUUUCCUCAUUCUUGAAUUCAUGUUCCUUUUGGAAAUCCAUCUUAAUGUACAGAUUACAUCUUGUUUUGCAUCUCACUUUUUCUUAAAGUGCUUUAAAACUGGAAUAUGUUGAUUAAUUUGUCUUGAGAAACUGUACUAAGGAGGCAUUCUUGUGAUCCACAUUUCUGUAGCUUCUUUGUAAUUCCUUAAUUUUGAGACAUAAUGGUAAGAAAGAGGACUAGUCACUCUGGAUCGAACUUUAGAUGCUUAAGAAACUGUUCUUAUUUGCUGCACAGCAUUUUAAGAGACAAAAUGGUGCAAGCUCCCCAGUAGUCAACAACCAUUUGACCUUUCCUAACUGAGACCAUGGAGUCAUCUGGACCACUCUCAUGUGAACAAAUAUGUGGUAGCAGUAAAGAAUCAGAAGGCUGCUGUGGUCUACUUUGGGACUGGCUAAAGUGUUAGAUUACACAACCUCUUUUAUUACCUGUUGUAUCCAUAAUGCUUUAGACACAAACACAAAUAUCCAUGAAUUUCAGGACACUACACAGGGCCAGAUUUAGCUUUUACUCACCACCCAGGGAAUGCCAUUGAUUCCUAAGCUUUACAUGAGGAAAUCUAGCACAGCAUUUGUCUUUAGUUGUACUUAAGUCUUUCAUUAUAGAGAAAUGAUACCUUGGUUCUCAGUCAGAUCCUACAUUCAACCUCUCUUCAUUUUCUUAUCACACCUUUUGGUGACACUUGGAAAAAUGAGAUAGUGUUGUCAGGAGGAGCAUGUACUGUAUGUAUUUCUGUAUAUAAUGUAUAUGUUGAAAUUAUACACAUGUGACAACAUUUAAUGUAUACAGAUGUGUAUAUUUGUAUUUAUUAAACCCAUGUAUUUAAACUAAUUCCAAUCUAGACCAAAAAUUGUUGCUUCUGCCCUUAAAUUGAUUACAAAGGAAUUGUCCACUGCUGUCGCUUCCUUUUAGAAACUGGUAGAGGAAAUUGAUAUUAUGGGCAGUAGAAACAACUGUAGAUGUUGCUGUAUUUAGCUCUCUACAGGUCUUAUUAUCUAGAGCAAUUAUUUCAGUCCUAAGUUGGGUUACUCUUCUUCCUUGGGCCACAGCACUGUGGUGAUUUUUAAAAGAAACUGAACAGGGUUUCAGAAAAAGGUUUAAUAAAAUAGAUACUAUUUGAAA
Melozone crissalis (California towhee) is the source of this 11439-nucleotide messenger RNA. RefSeq names its product huntingtin (gene HTT). The record is from RefSeq and is a predicted model, not a curated record. The coding region runs from base 196 to 9483 and encodes 3095 amino acids. Lineage: Eukaryota; Metazoa; Chordata; Aves; Passeriformes; Passerellidae. Gene Ontology annotation, cellular component: cytoplasm; nucleus. The transcript is spliced from 67 exons.